AUGGCUCCCAAGUACGAUGCGGGCGUCGCCUCAAAUGAAAACCCAAGAUACUGCCCAUCCAGUCACGAUCAGAGAUUUUCGGCCGACACGCGAACAGAUGCUCGAAUCGGCUCCACAGAGGCACUGAGACUAUUCGAAAUUGAGUUGGCGAAGUUAAAACAAAUGGGCAAACCGGAACAGAGCACGAACAAUUUUGCACAGACGGUAAAAUCCCAUAACGAGGGGAAGAAACAUGUUCAGAAAUGA
This is a messenger RNA of Diaporthe citri, 246 nucleotides long. RefSeq lists its product as uncharacterized. Lineage: Eukaryota; Fungi; Ascomycota; Sordariomycetes; Diaporthales; Diaporthaceae. The record is from RefSeq and is a predicted model, not a curated record. Bases 1 to 246 code for a protein of 81 amino acids. The transcript has 3 exons.